GGCGGCUCCGGGGCCGGGGAGUGGCGGCGCCCGCGGUUGCGGCGGCUCCGGGACGAGCGGGAGGAGCCCGGAGAGCGACGUGAGAUGGGCCGGCUCCCAAACCAGUGGGGAGGACACUGCUUCUUAAUACAGCUGCUCAGAAGCACCACCGGAAGCUCAGCAGAUGUGGGCGCCCCAGCCAGCAGCAGAGAGGGGUGCAGGGGAGCCACAAAGAAGCCCCUUCUGAUGCCCCAAGGAGCAAGCCAACCCCUUCCAGGAGGCUCCAGGAACACCACAAAGCAAUAUGAAACCUGUUCAUGAGAGGAGUCAGGAAUGCCUUCCACCAAAGAAACGAGACCUCCCCGUGACCAGCGAGGAUAUGGGGAGAACUACCAGCUGCUCAACUAACCACACACCCUCCAGUGAUGCCUCUGAAUGGUCCCGUGGGGUUGUGGUGGCCGGGCAGAGCCAGUCAGGAGCCAGAGUCAGCCUGGGGGGUGAUGGAGCUGAGGCCAUCACUGGUCUGACAGUGGACCAGUAUGGCAUGUUGUAUAAGGUGGCUGUGCCACCUGCCACCUUCUCCCCAACUGGCCUCCCAUCUGUGGUGAACAUGAGCCCCUUGGCCCCCACAUUUAAUGUAGCGUCUUCACUGAUUCAACAUCCAGGAAUCCACUAUCCCCCAAUCCACUAUGCUCAGCUCCCGUCCACUUCUCUGCAGUUUAUUGGGUCUCCUUAUAGCCUUCCCUAUGCUAUGCCACCUAAUUUCCUACCGAGUCCCCUCCUUUCUCCUUCUGCCAACCUCGCCACCUCUCACCUUCCACACUUUGUGCCAUAUGCCUCGCUCCUGGCAGAAGGAGCCACUCCUCCCCCCCAGGCUUCCUCCCCGGCGCAUUCAUUCAACAAAGCCCCCUCUGCCACUUCCCCACCUGGGCAGUUGCCGCAUCACUCGAGUACUCAGCCACUGGACCUUGCUCCAGGCCGGAUGCCCAUAUAUUAUCAGAUGUCCAGGCUUCCUGCUGGGUACACCUUGCAUGAAACCCCAACAGCAGGUGCCAGCCCAGUUCUUACUCCUCAGGAGGGCCAGUCUGCUCUGGAGGCAGCUUCUGCCAAUGGACAGAGACAGCGAGAGCGAAAUUUAGUAAGACGGGAAAGUGAAGCCCUUGACUCCUCCAACAGCAAGGGUGAAGGCCAGGGACUGGUGCCAGUGGUAGAAUGUGUGGUGGAUGGACAGUUAUUUUCAGGUUCUCAGUCUGCGCGGGUGGAGGUGGCAGUGCCAGCACAUCGAGGGACCCCAGACACCGACCUCGAGGUCCAGCGGGUGGUUGGCGCUUUAGCUUCUCAGGACUAUCAUGUGGUGGCAGCUCAGAGAAAGGAUGAGUCCAGCCCCCUCAACCUGUCCCAUCAUAACCCCGACCAUCAGGGUGAAGGGCGAGGGUCAGCCAGGAACCCAGCAGAGAUGGCUGAGAAAAAUCAGGCCCGAGGGUUUUACCCUCAGUCCCAUCAGGAACCCGUGAAACAUAGACCUUUACCCAAAGCAAUGGUUGUAGCCAAUGGCAACCUGGUGCCCACUGGAACUGACCCAGGCCUGCUGCCCAUGGGCUCGGAGAUCCUGGUGGCAUCAAGUUUGGACAUGCAGGCCAGAGCCACCUUCCCAGACAAGGAGUCAACGCCACCCCCCAUUACCUCCUCCCACUUGCCCUCCCAUUUCAUGAAAGGCGCCAUCAUCCAGCUGGCUACAGGGGAGCUGAAGCGGGUGGAGGACCUCCAGACCCAGGAUUUUGUGCGCAGUGCCGAAGUGAGCGGGGGGCUGAAGAUUGACUCUAGCACAGUCGUGGACAUUCAGGAGAGCCAGUGGCCUGGAUUUGUCAUGCUGCAUUUUGUGGUUGGUGAGCAGCAGAGCAAAGUGAGCAUCGAGGUGCCCCCCGAGCACCCCUUCUUUGUAUAUGGCCAGGGUUGGUCCUCCUGCAGCCCUGGACGGACUGCACAGCUCUUCUCUCUGCCCUGCCAUCGGCUACAGGUGGGAGAUGUCUGCAUCUCUAUCAGUUUACAGAGCUUGAACAGUAACUCAGUUUCUCAGGCCAGCUGUGCUCCCCCAGGCCAGCUGGGUCCUCCCCAAGAAAGGCCUGAGAGGACAGUCUUGGGACCCCGAGAGCAAUGUGACAGUGAUGGGAAAAGCCAACCGUCAGGAGAGGGCUCCCGAAUGGUAGAGCCCUCACAGCCGGAGCCUGGUGCUCAGGCCUGCUGGCCAGCCCCGAGCUUCCAAAGAUACAGCAUGCAAGGGGAGGAGGCACGGGCUGCGCUGCUCCGUCCCUCUUUCAUUUCACAGGAGGUAAAGCUGUCCAUCGAAGGGCGUUCCAAUGCGGGAAAAUGAACCUCUCCCAGACCCAGACUGGGGAUUACCCCAGAGCUGGGCCUCACCGUGACCAGGCAGAGGAUUUGCACAUGCCGAGCAGGGAAUGGCUCUCUUGGCAGUGAGGCUGGGGGGAAGAGGAGGCACGAAGGUAGCCUCCCAAGGCAGGGUCUGUUGCCUAUUACCCCAUGGCAUCCUUUCAGGACAGCCCCAAAGGAUGCUGUGACGGGCAGCAGCAGGCCUGGGCCAAGGAAGGAAGAGGUUGCAUGCAGGAUAAGAAACAUUCCAAAUAUCUGGGCCUCCCUGUUCUUUCCUCCCCAUCCCCAGCUCCUGCAAGGGGAGAGUCAGGCUUUGGGAGCAGGUGGCAGAGGGAGGGAGCAAAGAAAGAGCCAAAAAUGAUGAUCCACAGCUUAUAGUAGCAGUUCAACUGUCUGAAGUUUUUUCUUUCCUUUUUGUGAUGGGAGGGCAGGAGGCCCCAUGGUUGGAAAUAAGAGGGUUCUCACCCAGAACUCUUCUUUUGAGAGCUGUGCACUUUAAAGGGUGAUUUUGUUACAGAUGUUUGUGGCUGGGUUUGUGGGGGACUCUGCUUCAUCCUCUGCUUCAGCCCUUUCCUGUCUCUCCCUACCGUUCCUCCCACAAGGCUUCUAGCACCAGAAUAGAGCAGCCCCUCCAGGGUUCAGAGUGAAGUAUUGCCUUGGCAGGGGCCCAGUUGGGGAACUAUGGAAGAAAAAUCCAAUGGCCAGGCUGACCGGGCUCUAGGCAGGGCUUCUGCAAAGGUAGCUGACCUAACAGCUCCUCCUACUCAGCAUGCCAGACCCAUGUUGAAAUUAUGUGAAUCUCUAGUUGGUAAUGGUGACUUUUGAAAGAACCAGUGGACCCUUUUCCCCAGGUCCCUACAGCCCCUCCUCUGUCUUGUCUAUGUUGUGCCUAAGUGCCUGCGCUGCCCCCACCCUUCUGCUGCCCUAACCUCUCUGCAUGGUGUCUUGACCUGGGCCUAAUUUGUAGCUGUGCUGCCUCUCCCCUUCUGCAAAACUAGUUUUGUCCACUCUGACCAAGACCUAUAGUUUUUGGUGUGUAGGGGGCUCUCUGGUCUCCCUUUCAGUUAUAUUCUCUAUUUUUAAAAACUCAGAAUCAUGUCCCCUCUUCUUCUGCAGCUGAACUGCUUGGUGGAGCAAGAAGGGAGCUAUACCCUGAGUCAGGGCAAGUCCAGCUGAAUGGGCAUUGCCCAUCCUUCAUUUUUACACAGUCCCUUUCCCAGCAUUCCGGCUUCUCUAAGCUGUCCCCUCCCACAGCCAGCUCUGAGGUUCUGGGAUAGUCUUGAUAAUGUUUCAAUACCUGAAAAGUCUAGAUUUCAUUGCAUGGUGGAGUAUUUCUCUGUAGAGUAUUUUCAAUCUUAGUUGCAUUUGCCCCCCUGUGUCUUAAGCCCACUUCUCCUUCACAGCUUUUAGCAUCAGCUGGGACUGUGGGAUUCCACUGGGUAUUGAGAAUGAGGCUCCCCCAUCAGCUUUCAGGUGGGUGGGUGGGUUUUUUGUUUGUUUUUCGGGGGUCUUUAGACUCUUGAAGCAACUCAGGGUAUUGUCCACUCAGCUCUCUGGUGAGGCUUCUCCCAGGGUAUAACCCUGGCAUUUCCUUUCGAGAUGGACUGGCCAAGGCCUGUCAUCACGAGUCCCAAACCUCUGAGAUCUGAUCUCUUCUCUGUCAAAGACUCUGCAAGUCUUGUGACCUCUCGCUCUUUCACUUCCUCCCCAGCUGCCAAAUGGGGAUAAAUAAUCUUACCUACCUCCUGGGGGGAGGGGGAGUUCUGAGAAUGGAGUCAUUCUUAGUGUUCAGGUGCUAAAGGUUGUUCUCCUGGGGGAACAAAAUGACUGAGACUGGCUUGUUUGCUACAAGCCCUGCACUCCACUGUUCCAUUCCUUGAGAACAGCUACCUGUCAGCGUUGAAAGGCCUGUCCAAAGGAAGCUGCUGACCUGACCACCAGUACUUAAGUCUCUGGUUCACCUCAGAACCAAACAGCAGCCCUGUCUGGUGAACACUCAGCCGUGUAUGCAUUUGGGAUUAUGUCCUCUCCCUUCUCUGUCCCCAUUCUCUCUGAAUGCUGCUUUCUCUGGCUUAUUUCCUACAGUGGGGGCCUGUGGGGCUGAGUCUUGAGGAAUCCUCUCAGAUGAUGGCCCUGGGAGAAAGCCUCAUUUCUGGCUUUUCUGUAAACAACUCAUUCCUAGUUUCUCCUACACGGGUUUCUCAGAAACAUCCUUCCUCGUUAGGAAGGCUCAUCAACUAAAUUUGGUGACAGGCACACAGUAGGCACUCAAGAAAUACCCACCAAGGAUACUAACUGAGCUUCCUCCUUAUGGGAGCAAACCUAUAUCUAACCAGAUACAGGCCAAGUAGUUUAAAUCAAAUAACCCUCCACUUCCCAGCCUGAUAAGUCCCACUUAAUCCUGGAAAGAGAAAAUCUUGUGCACCUUGGCAAAUUGGGCCCUGAACUUACUGCUGCUGUUCCUCUUCUGUCUCUUGCUGGUGAAGCAAUUCCAGAAGCUCCCCUAAUACUGUGCCAUGCAUAUGUAUUAUGUUAAUACUUGAUUUUGCUGAGCUGCAGGGGUGUCUGGUAAAGUAUGGUCUCCUAGGGAAAGAAGCUCUGUGCUUGAAAUCUUGGUCAGAGCUAUGGCAUUUCCCUUACCUUUUCCCUCUGGUUCAGUCUUUUCUUCCAGGCAUAAGGAAUGAGAGUAUGUGUCCAUUCUUCCUUACAAAGAUUUCAUAAGUUUUAUUAUAAGAGACCUAAGAGCGGUUUUGAGAGGGUAAGCAUUUGGUGAGAAGCAUUUAGGGAAUGGACAAUUGAAGAAGGCCAAUUCCAGUGGUAGGACAGUCCCAAGUUUAGGGAUAGAAAGGAAGACUGCUGAGUCUCGCACUAAACAGAAAUGACUGUACCAAUUUGGGAGUAGGGGAACCGUGUGAAGGACAGGUAAUACAUCCGAAUCUUGGAUUACCAUUCCUAUCAAGACUAGUGUGCACAAAGGAGGCGGGGGUGGUGUGGCGGUGGGGAAGGGGAAACUGGGAGUUCAGAGCUGGGCACUUGUACCCAAGGGGAGGGGCCUCAGUGGAUCUGUACUGACCCUUCUACACUCUUGGUCCCAGGUGGUCGGAACGCCAAGGGCUUUGGUCUGUGCUGCUUUGCCACGGCUGCUGUCUGCUCUCUGUCUUGCCUGCUGCCCUUUGUAGCUCCCUGUCUUUCUAUGUCUUUGGCCAUAUAGAUGAAAUCCAGGCUUUCUGUCCAUUCUUACAUGUGCAAGUGUUACAUUAUAGCUAAGUAGUGUUGAGUAGGGAUAGUAUGAAAUGCUGCUGGUGGGCUGGUGAAUCCAAAGGGAUAUGGCUUCAGUGCUUGUUGGGAGCCCUUUGGCUCCAAAUAUCUGACUCUCUUGAGAGAGAGACAAGCAGGUCCUAUUAGUGGGUGUUUUCUGUGCGUUAACUUCUUUCCUUUGUGAUAUUUUGUAUCCUGAUUUAAAAACUGAAUGAUGGGGAACCAGGUUAGGGCCUGUGUCAGCAUCCCAGGGAAGUUCAUAUGGCUCCAGUUAUAUGGAUUCUGGGGUUGGGAGAGGGUUUGAAGUUUGAAAUAGCCCCUCAAGUAGGGUUUAACUUUAUUUUCACCCCUGGGCAUCAUAGAAGAUGCACAGGGUGGUGGUAUGAUUUAAACCUGUAACAAGCAGGCAUGUUGAAGAGUUGAGUGAUCACACUGGAGAUAAAGGGUGAACAUGGGUUGACUGGGAAAGGGCCUGGGUCCAUCGGAGUAAAGAUAACCUGAUUGAUUGAAUUGGCCAUGGGAGAUUAGGUCACAGUCUUAAAAACAAAGUAAAUAGGGCAGAGGCCAAGUUUUAGGGAGACUUCAUGGCCUCCUAGGGCUAAGUUUACUAAAUCACACUGAAGCUACAAUACUUUCCAGAUGGGAAAAAGUGUACACUACAGUCGAAGAGCUAAACCAUGCUAGGUUGGAUGUUGACCAGGAACCUAUUAGCCCUUAGCUGGGAAGCCUUCACCCUCCAGCUUCCUGGGAUAGGGAAGGCCUCCCACAUUAUGCAAUAAUAAAAUAAGCAUCUGGGUCUUUGCAGCUGUCAGUGCUCUUUCAACUCUAGGAUCCAUCUUUGGGCCAGAAGCCUGAUUUGGGCUUAGGAUGACUCUGGCCCUUGAGAUGCUAGAGUCGACUGCACUCUCUCCUUACCUGCAGACUAUGCACAGUGCCUGGGGCGGAAGGAGGAGAGGUGGUGUGGUUUGCCCUGCUGAGCCUCCCCAGCAGGAACAGUAGUAAUAAAUGCACUUUUCACACUAAGAUUUCUUUAUUAGUUCUCCUGUUAAGUCUAGAUCCUUCCCUGGUAGGUUGCAAACUCAAGUCUGUGUGAUCCCCAAGCCAUUCAACUGCAAAUGCCCAGCAGUGAAGAUGGUCUCAAAUUGGGUUCCUGUCUGCAGUGUGUGUGGCAGCAGCCCAUGUGCCUUUACCUGUUGUCAAACUUGCAAGCAUUUAUUUCUGUCUUUAUGACUGUCAUGGGGACUGAGGUUCUUGAGAGAGAGAGAGAGAGAAUGGGCGCGAGCGAGCUGAUGACAGUGGUUUUACACCCACUCCCCGGACAGGGAGUUUGCACGUAGUUGUGAGAUGUGAGUGGUUAGUGUAUCGCUGGUGUUGCUGAAGGCAGGGUUCAUCCCUCAUUUGCUUGACAGUCACAUUCAAGAGAAGCUUGUGUUGGGGAAGAGGCUGUACUCGUGGCAAACUUGAAGUAUUAAAAAUAAAGCUGUCCCCUACAACCUUCCUAGUCACACACAGGAUCCCUGUAGCCAAAACAGUAUAUGUUCCAGCUGCAGAGAGCAGACUGCUCUCAGCUUGCACAGCACCUUAGGGGAGGGAAGAAUCUAUGGAUAGGGAAUGGGGUGGAGAAAGGAGGUUGGGAAUGUUGUCAUCCAGGUGGCUUUAGGGUCCUGAGGAGUAGAGAAGGACGGCACUGGGGAGGUCUGAUGGAUGGAUCUGAUUUGUGUAGGAGUUCCCUGUAGAUAAAAUUAUUGAUCCCCCAACUACUAUCCCCAGUAUGUAAUGGCUAAAUUAAUAUGUAAUCAACUGCAUUGUAUCUAAAGCCUUAGAACUAGUCAGGUGCUCCCCCCACCCAGUACCAUUUCUUACCCUCUAAUCCUACCUGAUCUUUAACAAAGCAUUAAUAAUUCUAAGGAUAAUCUCUAUUUUGUUGUGCUUUUUUGUAACUGUUUUAAAUAAAUCAAUUUGUACUGUAUAUUUGUACUUUUGUGAGAUCCUUUUUGCUGUUUUACCAUUUUAAGUCUCUGUACUUGGCUACACAUACAGAUUGUAUUUUUUAUUGUUAAUGCUCUUCUUAUGGAUACCUGCAUUUAACUUGUGGACUAUGUAAACACAGUAUAUAUCAUUAUCUAUAUAUCUAUAUAUCUAUCUAUAUAAACUACUAGCUUUUC
Messenger RNA from Vicugna pacos (alpaca), 7790 nucleotides. RefSeq names its product ataxin 1 like (gene ATXN1L). Gene Ontology annotation, molecular function: RNA binding; protein binding. NCBI's taxonomy places the organism in Eukaryota, Metazoa, Chordata, Mammalia, Artiodactyla, Camelidae. The record is from RefSeq and is a predicted model, not a curated record. Gene Ontology annotation, biological process: regulation of DNA-templated transcription; anatomical structure development. Gene Ontology annotation, cellular component: nucleus.